AUGAGUGCAAUUGCUGGCAGCGAAGACCCGAUCAAGGUCCUUAUCACUCUCCACCCAGGGUUUGACCUUCUCGACUUCGCUGGUCCUCUCGAGGUCCUCAGUUACACCAAGCAAGAUAUCAAUGACCCCGAGUCCAAUGCUUUCGAUGUCACCAUCGCCAGCGUCACCGACGAUUUGAAAGUUUACAGUAACCAAGGUGCCGUCAUUGAGGCAAACAUCUCUAGAAAAGAGGCUCUUGAAACUCUCAAUGACUACGAAAUCUUGAUUGUCCCUGGAGGUAGCUCUCCCAAGGAAAUUGACCUCAAAGCCAUCCAUCUCAACCCUCCACCACAGGUUGCUAUCAUCAAGGCCUUUGCCGACCUUCAGAAAACUGAAGUCGAGCAAGCCGAAGAUGAGCAAACUGACCUUAAGCGUGAACGAACUUUGAUGUCCGUUUGCACUGGAUCUCUCUUCCUCGCCCAAGCUGGUGUCCUCCAAGGCCUUUAUGCCACCACCCACCCCGAUCAUGACGUUCAAUUGGAAAUGAUCUGCCAGCACGCUUCUGCUCAUGACACUCAGAACCGUACCGAAGUCAUCACCGGUUGUCGUUAUGUUGUCAACAAUGCCCGUUUUGAUAUACCUGAUGAGGAUGAAGAACCCGAAGCGAACCCCUUCAUCCAGUCAUAUGAUCAAUUCAUCCUUUCCAAGAAGGAAAGAAGAAAGUCCAGCGCUCGCCGUGGAAGUGUUAGCCACAAGCUUGCCAUGCUGGCUGAGAGCAUCGGUACCAAAUCUGAGAAGAGACUUGGAGGAUUACGUGUUAUCACUGCUGGCGGUGUUAUGAGCGGCAUCGAUGCUACUUUGUACGUUUCUUCUGCUUACGUCUCCGUCGAGGCUGCAGAGGAGGCUGCCAGAAUCAUUCAACACUUUGAUUGGCAAAAGGGAGUUGUCGUUGACUCCGUUGACUUUGAGAAGGUCACUACCAGCGAUAUGUAUUAA
This is a messenger RNA of Orbilia oligospora ATCC 24927, 975 nucleotides long. RefSeq lists its product as uncharacterized. The record is from RefSeq and is a predicted model, not a curated record. The transcript is spliced from 4 exons. NCBI's taxonomy places the organism in Eukaryota, Fungi, Ascomycota, Orbiliomycetes, Orbiliales, Orbiliaceae. The coding region runs from base 1 to 975 and encodes 324 amino acids.